AUGAAAUCGUUCUUCAAGGGUCUUGUGCAAUCUCCAAUCGAGUCUUCGGGUUCUGAAUCUUCAUCCAUAGCAUCAGAAAGCUACAGCCCAAAUCUGAUGGAUGAUCUUGUGAGCACUCCUCACAAUCAGUUGCUUCCUGUAGAACUUGUGGAUAUUAGUGAUGAUGAUGAGGACGAUUCGUCUUCCAUCGUUCCAGUCAGAAACCGACAGAACUCUGUGCCAAUGUCUACUGAAGUCCCAGGGGUAUCAUCCGUGACAUCGCGUCUGGCGAAGCGCAAACGAGACACUCCAAGUGAGGAGUUCCUGUCACAGAAACAACAGAAAGGAAAGGGAGUUGUUGUUUCAGGUCCUAGAAGGAGCAAUCUAUUUCAGGAGUUCAAAUUCAGUUCUCCUCUCGCUGAACAAAGGUACUUGUAUUUCUCUCGUCGACAAAUGAUCAAGGAACUGAAUUUGGAUCCUCUGGCUGGUAAAUGGAUCACGGAUGUGAUCUCUGAGGCGGGUCUUCUCAACACAACUCAACAUCCUGACAUCCAGAUACUCAAGCGCACAUCGGCCAGGGUUUCACAAGGUCAGUCAGCUGGCAAGAAGGUAGCAUCUUCAACAGCACCAGCCACGCCUUUGGGUCUACGGGCAGCUGUGCAACAGGCUGUCACCAUUCUGCAGGCUGCCUUAGAUGCAGGUUAUAUCAAUGGAGGAAUGCUUGAGUAUCAAACUCAGUAA
Arabidopsis thaliana (thale cress) is the source of this 720-nucleotide messenger RNA. RefSeq lists its product as uncharacterized. The record is from RefSeq and is marked reviewed. The transcript is spliced from 4 exons. The coding region runs from base 1 to 720 and encodes 239 amino acids. NCBI's taxonomy places the organism in Eukaryota, Viridiplantae, Streptophyta, Magnoliopsida, Brassicales, Brassicaceae.